GGGGAGGUACAGCAGAAAUCGUCUGACACUGAAACAUUAAAAAAAGAUCUCUGAGGCCUUGCAAAGGAGUCUUGUUUCAUGCAGGGAGAAUUGCUUUGACUUUGUGUUCAUCCUGUUAAAUCAGGAACUGCCCAAGAAGUAGAGGAAUAGAUCUUAGUCAUCUGGAUUUAAGAAGAACAAUGUCUCUUCCCCGACAGCUGCGAGAAAAGAGUGAUUUUGACCAGCUUCCAGAUGAUGUACCUGUUUCAGCUAAUAUUGCAGAUAUUGAAGAGAAGAAAGGCUUUACUAAUUACUAUAUGUUUGUCAUUGAAGUAAAGCUUAAAGGUUGUGGCAGAUACCUGAUUUUCCGGCGCUAUCGUGAGUUCUAUGCCCUGCACACCAAACUAGAGGAGAGAUAUGGGCCAGAGAGCAAUAACAGCCCAUUUACCUGCACACUCCCUGUACUGCCAGGAAAAGUUUUUGUUGGUGCCAAAAAGGAAAUUGCUGAGAACAGGAUUCCUAUCCUAAAUGUCUACAUGAAGAACCUGCUCUGCCUCCCUGCUUGGGUGUUGAUGGAUGAGGACGUUCGGCUGUUCUUCUACCACUCAACCUUUGAUGGUGAGCAGGUGCCUCACAGACUGAGACGGCUUCGCCCACGGACACGCCGAGUUAAGAGCAUUUCAGAUCAAGUGCCUGUUUUUGACCGCACCGCAGCUCCACGGGCUGAGGCACUGUUUGAUUUUCCUGGAACCAAUAAACUGGAACUCAAGUUCAAGAAGGGAGAUUUGAUCUAUCUACUCAGCAAAGUAAACAAAGACUGGUUGGAGGGAACUGCUGAUGGCGCCACUGGGAUUUUCCCAUGUGCUUUUGUGAAGAUCAUAAAAGAUUUACCACAGCAGGAAGACACAGUUAAUAAAGUUCGCUGUUAUUACUAUGAUGAGACUGUGAGCACCAUCAGGGACAUCUCAGUGGAAGAGGAUCUUAGCAGCAUUCCAUCAUUCAGAGAUCUAAUGGCAUUGAUGAGGCAGGAGUUUAACCAAGAAGACAUUGUUUUGAAUUACCGGGACGCUGACGGUGAUCUGAUCCGCUUGCUCUCCGAUCAGGAUGUUGAACUCAUGGUGUCUCAGAGCAGAAAAAGUCCCUCUGAGAAGCACUUUUUCCCUUGGAAGUUGCACAUCACUCACAAAGAUGACUUGGGUGUCUACAACACUAGUCCAGGAACAGGUGCUCCUCAAACAGUAGGAGCAAUGUAAGUGCUAUAUAGACAACCCUCUCUGCAGGCAGUUUCCUUCAACAUGUCUUUGAAGUGUCCUUGAAAUGACUAAUUUUUAGUGAUAUAGUAACUUUCAGUGUAAAAUCUGUACUUAGUUAACUUCUUCAGCUUUUUAGCACACAUCUGCAAUACAGACAUCCACAAAGAGACGAGAGAAGGUGAGGAAAAGAGAAAUAAAAUAAUGAGCCAUGUUUACAAAGCAAGUCGGUGUCAGCCUGCAACAGAGGUCUCCUGAGCCCCUUGACCUGUUCUAGUUUCUGUUCUGUUCUGUUCUGUUCUCACUCCCGAGGCUAGUUAUUUGUCCAGAAUGUCUUCAUAAGCUUUUGUUUUUUCUCUAGACUCCCAUAAAUUUCUCUUCAUUUGCUGAUCUGAAGGUUUGUGGGCCAUUGUGUAAUUAUUUCUCUCAUGUUGGAGUCUGACUGGGUGUUCAGAGUUUGUCCUAGGAGCAUCAAGAAAACUUUUUUGGAUUGCAGUGAAGAAAUUGCAGCCCAUCUUAGCUUUCUUCUUUUCCACUGACUAGUAUAUUGAAUUCUGUGAAUCAAACCUAGUACACCUGUGGUGUUCCUUAUAGACCUUUAUAUAAUUGUACAAUCUACUUAUUUUCAUGUUCUGGGAAAAUGUGUAGGAUAUCUACUC
Messenger RNA from Onychostruthus taczanowskii (white-rumped snowfinch), 1888 nucleotides. RefSeq names its product neutrophil cytosolic factor 4 (gene NCF4). The transcript has 10 exons. Bases 180 to 1232 code for a protein of 350 amino acids. Gene Ontology annotation, biological process: phagocytosis; respiratory burst; superoxide anion generation. The record is from RefSeq and is a predicted model, not a curated record. NCBI's taxonomy places the organism in Eukaryota, Metazoa, Chordata, Aves, Passeriformes, Passeridae. Gene Ontology annotation, cellular component: NADPH oxidase complex. Gene Ontology annotation, molecular function: superoxide-generating NADPH oxidase activator activity; phosphatidylinositol binding; protein binding.